Macadamia integrifolia is the source of this 1375-nucleotide messenger RNA. RefSeq names its product protein indeterminate-domain 7-like. Bases 301 to 1155 code for a protein of 284 amino acids. The record is from RefSeq and is a predicted model, not a curated record. The transcript is spliced from 2 exons. Lineage: Eukaryota; Viridiplantae; Streptophyta; Magnoliopsida; Proteales; Proteaceae. Gene Ontology annotation, biological process: regulation of gene expression. Gene Ontology annotation, molecular function: DNA-binding transcription factor activity.
CAACUCUUCCUCAUUGUGUGCUUCAUGAUUCUUGUACCUCGAAAACAUCUUAUUGUAAUGCAUCCAAUGUAGUACAAUCAACUGUUACCCCACCAAAGGAACAUUAUUAGCCACGAAAGUGGCUCACUUUUCCUCCCAUGGCCCUCAAACCAUCCCUUUUUCUACUUCCUUGCCAAAAAGGAAGAACUCUGGAGGAAGCUGCAAUGAUGGCCAGAACGAAGAAAUUCAAGCUUUUCCAAAUACUUCCCUCCUCGUGUCUCUUCUUGCAAAUCCUACACAAAUGAAAAUCAGAUACCCAGAAUGGACUCUGCCGAUUUUAGAGCAUUCCAACAACAAAAAGAGCUGAAGUUCUCAAUUCCUGAUGAUUCAUGCAACUUGGAAUUACCCUUCAUCAGUGAUUCUCAGGUAAGCUCAAAUUCUGUAGAAAGCUCUGGUUUUGGUUUUGAUCCUACUGUUUCUGUUGAGUACUUGGAUUUCCUUCGAGCCCAAUUGGAUUUUUCUGGUAAUGACAAUGUGAAUGCAACUCAAGCUAUUGAUUUUCUGAGAAAUGAGAAUGUGGGUUUUGAUGGGGUUUUGGAAUUCAAUUCCAUAACCCAAAACACAGUUCAGAAACUUCACAGUCCAGAAACAGAUAUUGAGUUGCAGAAAGCUAAGGUUUCUGGAGAAGUAAUGGAUUUGGAGGUCCCUACCGUUUCUAUUGAGAUCAUUCAGAACAAGAGGCCAUUCGAGUGUUCAGAGACUGGAUGUGACAAAACUUUUAGAAAUCUACAAACCCUAAGACUUCAUUACAGGACUCACUUCACUAAUGAAUCUCUUAUUUCUCGGCAAUGGCCUGAUAAUUCAGUGUCUCAAGCAUCCAAAGCUGGAAACAACAAGAAAGUUCCAUGCCGGUGCCCCGUAUGUGGCCGGACUUGCGUGGGUCUCUAUGAACUUCGCCGGCAUUUUGGCCGGAAGCACUCGGAAGGGGAGAAGCUGCACAAUUGUAGGAAAUGUGAGAAGAAAUUUUAUGUGGAAAUAGACUUGAAGGAUCAUGAGAAGCUUUGUGGUGAGAGGGUUGAGUGCAAAUGUGGCUUGAAAUUCGCAUUCAAAUGUAACCUUUCAGCUCAUAGGAGAAACCACCCUGAAUGUGCCGAAGAUCAUUCUGUGAAAACUUAGAUCUCAAAAAUCAAUUUCAAAUGGGUCGAUUGGAGUGAAGCUGAAAGAAACAUCAAAUGGGUUACCAAGAACAAGAGGAUUCAACAUGAACCAGGGUUCGUUAACUCUUUCUAAGCCUUUUCCCAACUUAAAUGUGGUUGGUCACAUGGAUUCUGUAAUCUCAAUUUUCUGUAAGAGUUCUUGCUAGGAAUGCAUCUUUCAUAUUUCCUCUGUGACUGCA